AUGCUGCUCCCGCCGAUGCGCUGCUUCUUGCUCGGGCGGGACUGGGGUGGGUCGCCGACGGUCCGCUACCAGGCUUUCCUCGGCCGCUUCCGGCUGGCGGUGCCGCAGCUGGCGCCGCUGCUGCCGUACCGGGACUACCUCGUACUGCUUCUCGCCAACCUCGACGCCAAGCGGAGCGGCGCCGUCUCGUCGCGCCAGUUCGCCGCUGCGUGCAAGGCGUUGCAUUCGCAGUUUGGCGCGGCGGCGGCGCUGUGCGCCAAGCCGGAGGAGGUGCUGGCCGCGAUGGGGAUGGCGGCGGGGCGGGGCUCGCGGGAGGGGAGCGUCGCCAUCCGGAGCGUGGCGGCGCAGCUGUGCGUGCUGGUGGCCGGCUGCCCGGGGGCGGGCAGCACCUCGCUGAGCGGCUUCCUCUCGCGGCUGUCGACGGACGAGAUUCUGCUCGCGGCGCAGCCGUCGCCGGAGACGCCGCGGGGCGGUUCGGCGGGCGAAGCGGGUGAUUCCUCCUCCGCGCCGAUGGAGGAGGAGGACGGGGGGGCGGAGGAGGCCGGCGACGGGCGAAGCAUCUCGCCGCCGCGCCGCUCCUCCUCCUCGACGAUGGUGUCGAGCCGUGAUGACCUAAUGAGUGAUGGUUGAGGGAACGGGAGGCGCUGGCUGACGGCACCAGGCGCUUGCUGGCCAACCGCCGUCUCGGCCGCCCCUGCGAGACAACUCUCAUUGUGUGUACGCGCGAGGUGUGCGAGAGUCUCGAGCGCGGAGAGUUGAGAGAGACAGAGAGACAGAGAGACAGAGAGAGAGAGAGAGAGAGAGAGAGAGAGAGAGAGAGAGAGAGAGAGAGAGAGCGUGCUAUAUCGGCUUUGAAAUUCGCAUCCCCAGCGCCGUUGUAUA
Molecule: messenger RNA, 882 nt
Organism: Emiliania huxleyi CCMP1516
Lineage: Eukaryota; Haptophyta; Isochrysidales; Noelaerhabdaceae
Exons: 1
Coding region: 1-630 (209 amino acids)
Source: RefSeq, a predicted model, not a curated record